This is a messenger RNA of Acanthaster planci (crown-of-thorns starfish), 1697 nucleotides long. RefSeq names its product 2-Hydroxyacid oxidase 1-like. Lineage: Eukaryota; Metazoa; Echinodermata; Asteroidea; Valvatida; Acanthasteridae. Gene Ontology annotation, biological process: fatty acid alpha-oxidation. The record is from RefSeq and is a predicted model, not a curated record. Gene Ontology annotation, molecular function: (S)-2-hydroxy-acid oxidase activity; FMN binding. Gene Ontology annotation, cellular component: peroxisomal matrix.
UGGAAAACUGAGGACAAGUCGGGGUUAAGUUCAAGUUUUGGCUGUGGUGUGUAUUUGUGUAACUUGUGUCCAUUUUCUGGACUUCGUUGCUGGCACGACAAGUCUUGAGAGUGAGACAGUCAUCGCAACAUUGUUCAGAAACAUCAUUCACAUUCAUGAGUCACGGUCUUUUCCUUCCUAGCCAUAGAGUCACCAAGUUGUUCAAACAGGAGCGUUGGGCCUGCCUAGCUGAUAGUGGUUCAGUCUAUGUUUCCAGAACUUCAACUAGAAGACCGGGAUUGUUCAAAAUCAACAUGGCAUCAAAGCCAGUCUGUGUAGAGGACUUCGAACCAUACCUCAAGGCGAACGUGUCUGACUUCGUCUGGAGGUAUUACAGAUCGGGAGCUCAUGGUGAACAGACACUGAGAGACAAUCCACGGGCCUUUCAAAGGUAUCGUCUUCGACCUCGAUGUUUGAGAGACGUGUCUCAACGAGACACUAGCACCUCUAUUCUUGGUCAUCGGCUUGCGUUCCCCGUCGGGGUGUCUCCAACAGCCGCUCACUGCUUUGCACACCGAGAUGGAGAAGUUGCAACUGCCAAGGGUGUAUCAAGUGUUGGAUCUGCCAUGAUUCUCAGCAUGUGGUCCAACAGGACUCUGGAGGACGUCGCAGCCUCUGUGCCCCCCGACACGCCCUUGUUGCUUCAGCUCACCAUCCUGCGUGACAGAUCCAGAGUUGAGGCAGUAAUUAGACGAGCCGAGGCAGCGGGCUUCAAAGCGCUGGUAGUAACGGUAGACGAACCAAUGCUGGGGAAAAGGGCCCAUUACCAACGCAGGGAAUUUGGUGUGAGGGAAAUUCUGUUCCCUCAAGUUCUGCGUCCUGGCGAGCGAUAUAUCCGUGAUGAGGUACCAUUUUCCGAUUCACGAACAUGGGAUGUCAUUCUGUGGCUGAAAAGAUUUACAUCGCUUCCAAUCGUGCUGAAAGGUAUACUCACAGCUGAAGAUGCAGUGGAAGCUGUGAGGCAUGGUGCAGCUGGUAUCCUGGUGUCUAACCACGGUGGCCGACAGCUAGAUGGGGUACCAGCUACGAUCGAUGUCUUGGCAGAGAUCGUCGAUGCAGUGCGUGGCUCUGGUGUGGAGGUGUAUCUUGAUGGAGGAGUACGUAAAGGCACCGAUGUCCUCAAAGCCCUUGCCUUGGGCGCACGAGCCGUCUUCAUCGGCCGACCAGCACUGUGGGGCCUGGCUUACGAUGGUGAGAAAGGAGUUGAAAAAGUUCUGAGGAUUCUGAAAGAGGAAUUCAGCCUCGCCAUGGCUUUAAGUGGUUGUUCUUCGGUAGCAGACAUCACAUCAGACUUGAUCUCUAUGCCAUCUUACAGCAAACUGUAGAAACAGUUGAGAACCAUCCCCCUUUGUUCUUGAAGCCACUCCUCAGUACCAGCACCACACCUUGUGUCACAAGGUCGCUUAACAGAAAUCACCGUACAACUUGCCAAGCAGUUGACACGAGAAGUUCUUUCUAGCAACUUCAAUGAAUAAAUUUGAAUAAAUGUGACCCACUCUCCUAAAACCAGGCUGAAGUGGGUAACUUCAUAAACCUAAAAUAGUGGAACUUCCACUGGUCAGAUUUUCAUGGGAGUUUUACAGCUAUCACUACCCGUAAGAAGCUUAGUGCAGACAGAAAUUUGGUUUAACAUGGAUUACUUGAAAGUGUAAAAAAAA